Molecule: messenger RNA, 597 nt
Organism: Ctenocephalides felis (cat flea)
Lineage: Eukaryota; Metazoa; Arthropoda; Insecta; Siphonaptera; Pulicidae
Gene: PolZ2
Product: mitotic spindle assembly checkpoint protein MAD2B
Exons: 3
Coding region: 1-567 (188 amino acids)
Cellular component (GO): zeta DNA polymerase complex
Source: RefSeq, a predicted model, not a curated record
AUGCGCAAUUCAAUUUUAAUAGAGUUUCUUGAGGUUGCAAUACAUAACAUUUUAUAUCAUUCAAACUUAUAUCCUGAAAACGUUUUUACUCGUAAACAAAAGUAUGCCAUUUCAAUACAAACAUGCAAGCAUCCAAAAGUAAAUGAUUACAUUAAGCAGUGUAUGAAUAGCAGUAAACAUUUACUUCAAUCAAAAUAUCUACAUAAAGUCUUGUUGAAGUUUUUUGACAACGGUGAACUAAUGUGCCAAUUUGCAUUUGUAGUUAAGGAAUGUGAUACCUCAAUAAGUGACCCCUAUUUUUUUAAGGCUGAGAGUCAAUUUAGAGAAUUUCUGUUGAAGAUGCCUUCUAUUCAAACUUACUUUAAAAAUCCAUUAUCAGGAGAAGCACAUUUUGAAAUUGCUUUAGAAACUACUGAAAGAGGAUAUACAGAAAUUACACAUAAUCAUGAAUUUCAGGAUUUCAAAUUUCUACGAACUGAAGAUACUGAUUCAAAGCAAGUAGCAAUUGUUCCAAUAUCUACCGACUUUCCUGUUGGAAUCCAUGUUUAUGCUGAGAUGCCAAAUUGAAAUUAUAUAAUUCUAAUAUUAUCAUAAUUA